GGCGGAAUACAGUCGAGGCGACAGGGAUACCGUUUCUGUAUCGAUCAAUUUGAAAUGAUGCUGUCCACAUUCAUCGCAGUGUUCUGAUCGUUCCACUAACGUUAGUAGACGUGGUUCAAUGUGCAGUGUUUAAGAAGGUAUGGCGCAUCUACGGGGAUAUAACCGCGUUAUUGGUAUCGUUAGAACUACAAAUUGGACGAAUCGAAAAGUGACAACUAUCACAAGUACACGUGCAGGUGACCACGUCGUCAAAACCACGCAUUAUGCAAACGCCAGACCAUUCAAAGAGAUACCAGGACCACGCCCUCUGCCGGUGAUUGGGACUGCAUACGAGUAUUUACCUUUCGGACCAUACACAUUCGAAACGAUGUAUGAGCACGCCAUGUUCGAUAAGCAAAAGAAGUAUGGAAAUAUUUGGAAAGAACCGAUGUUGGGGCGCCCAGCUGUUUUUGUUGUCAGACCGAAAGAUAUUGAGACAAUGUUCAGAAAUGACGGCAACAUGCCAAAAAGAACACCACUUGAUGCAAUCACCCGAGUCAGAAAGAUGGCUGGACUAUCCCUUGGUCUUGGAAAUAUGCAAGGUAAAGAAUGGCGUCGAGUAAGAAGCAGUGUUCAGAGAUACGUGUUGAGACCAAAGGAAAUAUCAAAAUUCCAUCAAGACUUGGACGUUGUUGCUGAGGAUUUCAUUCAGUUGAUGAAAGAACUGCUUGUAGAAAAUGGCGAAGUCCCAGAUUUUCAGAAUGAAGUGUAUAAAUGGGCGUUGGAAUCUGUAUGUUUCAUUGCACUUGAAACACGCCUUGGCUCCCUCUCACCGCACAUGGAUGCCAAUACAAGAAUGAUCAUAGACAACACUCAUGCCUUUUUUGAGACCAUGGGCAAGCUGACUUACUCAGCGGGUCUUCACAAGAUAAUCAGUACUCCUACAUGGAGGACGUUCGUCAAAAGCCAUGAGAUAUUAUACAGAAUGAUAAAGAAGCCAAUUGAUGCCAUCAUACAUUUGAUUAAUGAAGGGAAGAUCGACAAAGGGGAAAAGAAAUUCCUAGUUACGUUAUUAUCAAUGGAAGAUAUCUCUUAUGAAGACGUAAUGAUCUCCGCAUAUGAAUUAAUAACCGGUGGCAUUGAAACAACAACUCACGCGUUAAUAUUCAACUUGUACAACUUGGCAACAAAUCCCGAAAAACAAAAGAAGUUGCACGAAGAAUUGGUUGGAGACACUAAUCAGGAAAUGCGUUAUUUGAAGGCAUGUAUUAAAGAAACUUUCAGAUUAUUCCCUUUAACAUUGGGAAACACAAGAGAUACAAGCAAAGAUAUGGUCUUGUGCGGUUAUCAGAUUCCAGCAGGGUUGGUCAGAAAUUUCAAGAUUGAGUGGCAUCACGGAGAAAUGGGCAUGACCUUCUGUGUACUUCAUAAGCCUAAUAUGCCGGCAAGAUUCAAUUUUAUCGAAAGGUCGCCAUCAGAAAGACCAAUGGACCCGUAA
Messenger RNA from Saccoglossus kowalevskii, 1477 nucleotides. Its product is annotated as putative cytochrome P450 301a1, mitochondrial. Lineage: Eukaryota; Metazoa; Hemichordata; Enteropneusta; Harrimaniidae. Gene Ontology annotation, molecular function: heme binding; oxidoreductase activity, acting on paired donors, with incorporation or reduction of molecular oxygen; monooxygenase activity. The record is from RefSeq and is a predicted model, not a curated record.